Molecule: messenger RNA, 2138 nt
Organism: Pistacia vera
Lineage: Eukaryota; Viridiplantae; Streptophyta; Magnoliopsida; Sapindales; Anacardiaceae
Product: 2-(3-amino-3-carboxypropyl)histidine synthase subunit 2
Exons: 10
Coding region: 77-1594 (505 amino acids)
Biological process (GO): protein histidyl modification to diphthamide
Molecular function (GO): 2-(3-amino-3-carboxypropyl)histidine synthase activity
Source: RefSeq, a predicted model, not a curated record
CAGUUCCGCUCUUCUCAGCUUUCAGGCACAGACUUGCGUUUGAGAAAGAGAGAGAGAGAGUGGCGACUGUUCGGACAUGGAGAUUGAAUCUCAUUACGAAAUUGCCACCACCGCCGAUUUCAUAUACAGCAGAAAGUUUACCAGAGUCGCUUUGCAGUUCCCGGAUAAUUUAUUGAAGGAUGCAACAAGAGUAGUGCGUGCUCUGAAGGCCAAGCUUUUGUCUCUGAGAGAUUCUGGGGAGGAACAUAAUGGGGAUAACAAUGAUGUUGGAUUGUAUGUGAUGGCAGAUACAACUUAUGGAAGUUGUUGUGUUGAUGAGGUCGGAGCAUCUCAUAUUAAUGCUGACUGUGUCAUACAUUAUGGACAUACGUGUCUUAGCCCGACUUCAACACUUCCUGCAUUCUUUGUUUUUGGAAAGAUCCCCAUCAAUGUACCCAAUUGUGUGGAGAAUCUAUCAAAGAAUGCUUUGGCAAAUGAAAAACCUAUUUUGAUUCUUUAUGGGCUGGAGUACGCACAUGCAAUACCUCAUAUUAGAGAAGCACUGAAAGAAGCAUUGAGCUCUGAUGUGUCUGGACCUAAAUUAGAAAUCAAUUAUGCUAAUGUUAUGUGUACAGUUAUAAAUCCAUCUGAAAAUCAUAAAAGUAUAAAUGAGCCAGCUAGUGGCUCUCCUGCUGAUGAUAUUUCUGGUGCAGUAACUGGUACGAGGUAUGCCAUUGGUGGCUUGACCUGGAAUAUUCCAGAGGGACAUAAAAUGGAGGACUACUUGCUUUUCUGGAUUGGCUCUGACAAUUCAGCUUUUGCAAAUGUCGUAUUGACAUUUAACAGUUCUGAAAUAGUCAGAUAUGACGCAGCAGAGGAGCGCUUGGUGACAGAUGUAUCUCACCGGUUAAGAAUUCUUAAGCGUAGAUAUUACUUGGUGGAGAAAGCAAAGGAUGCUAACAUUAUUGGAAUUUUGGUUGGAACUCUUGGUGUUGCUGGUUACCUUGAUAUGAUUCAUCAGAUGAAAGAGUUGAUCACCAAAGCAGGGAAAAAGACCUAUACUUUUGCUAUGGGAAGACCAAACCCUGCAAAACUUGCAAACUUUCCUGAGUGCGAUGUUUUCAUUACUGUUUCUUGCGCUCAAACUGCUCUUUUGGAUAGCAAAGAGUUCUUUGCUCCAGUUAUAACCCCAUUUGAAGCCAUGCUGGCUUUCGGCAGAGGACGUCAAUGGACAGGAGCAUAUGUGAUGGAAUUUAGGGAUUUGAUUAGUUCUUCUCCAGUUGAAGUAAGGAAUCAGGCAGAAGAAGCAAGGUUUUCCUUCAUUAGAGGUAGAUAUGUGGAAGAUACUGACCAGCAAGAAACAUUCAAUGAUGAGCAAGGUGAGGAAGGAGCUCUUGCUCUAGUAACUGCAGCAGAGAAGGCUCUGCAAUUGCGUGAUGGAAAUGUUAAUCAUCUCGUCAAGGGGACAGCUAAAUCUGGAGCAGAGUUUUUCUUAGGUCGAUCUUAUCAUGGUCUUGAAAUACAUGGUGACGGUUCUUCACCAGAGCCAUAUAUAGUCGGUAGAAGUGGUAAGGCAUCGGGGUAUGAGGAUGAGAAAAGCAAGCAGGAAAGUUAAGUUGGUGAUUUCACUUGUUAAACUUAUGGAAAAGUAAAAGCAACAGAGAGGUCCCCCAGCAUGCAUGACUUAUUGGUCACAUUAACUCUCCAGACAAGAAUUUCAUAAGUGUGGGACUUGUGUCAGUGGGUUGUUGAAUUGUAAGAACUGGAAGGAUCAUUACAACCUGAUCUGCUGGUAAUCUGGUGUUGCUGUUGGUUAAAUUUCAAGUCUUCUCCAGCAGACUUGUAAUCCAUGCUCGGCAUGCUGCAGUUCAAGCAAAACUGUCUCCAUCAAAGGCCUUGAAGUAAGUUUUUCUUCCUAUUUGAGUGAUAUCUGGCAUUCAUUAAUUCAAGAGCGUCUGUGUUGGUCAAGUUUUUGAUAAUGUGGGAUUAAUGUACACUGGAGUAACAAUUUUCUAAGAGAUUUUCUUUUCAGUUUAUGUUAGAUUAUCCGGAAUGUAUCAGUAAGUUUUAAUUAUUUUUGAAGAAAGUCACAUCCCCUUCUUAAAUGUUUCUAGUUCAGAUAUUGUUUCUUCUGGUCUUGCCCUGAAGCUGUAAUUCUA